Acanthoscelides obtectus is the source of this 717-nucleotide messenger RNA. Lineage: Eukaryota; Metazoa; Arthropoda; Insecta; Coleoptera; Chrysomelidae. The record is from the annotation of a GenBank genome assembly.
AUGUGUCAGGGAUUGCAUUUCAUUCAUUUAGUCAUUGAUGCAGUAAACCGAAUCCGAAGCAACGCGUUGAAUACGCGGUUAUUUGCGCAGUUGUGUGAAGAAAAUGACAAACACUUUCAUCAAUUACUCCUUCACACUGAAGUACGCUGGCUGUCGAAAGGCUUAUGUUUGACAAGAUUUUUUGCACUUUUUGAGACUAUUUUAGAAUUUCUGGAUAUUAAAGAUACAAUUUUAAAAGAAAAUUUAAUGAAGAGGAAAACAGACAUCGCCUAUUUAACAGAUUUGUUUACAAAAUUUAAUAUGGGUAAUUUGCAAUUACAAGGCGGCAGUUUAAAUUUGAUUAAAACAAAGUUCAUCUUAUCAGCGUUUCUUGCCAGAGUUAAACUAAUGAAGCAAAAUAUUGGACGGGGCGAAUUUUCUCAGUUCCCCAAUUUGUCACAGACAAGCUGCCAGGAAGACGACGUUUCAACUUACAUUCAACAUUUAAAUGCCCUCUAUUCAGAUUUUGAAUCUAGGUUUGAGGAUAUUUUGACUAUGGUAAUACCACCCUGGAUUAUUAAUCCAUAUGGUGACAUAGAAGAAACGAAUGUCAUAAUACAAGAGGAACUGACUGAACUAAGUAGAAACGAAGAACUUAAGGUUGAGUUUAAAAACGGAUAUCAGCAAUUCUGGCUGCAAACAACAUACCCGUUACUUAUCCCGUAUUAUGGAAUAUAG